AUGGGGUUCCUAUUUCUGAUUACCUGGCUGAUAUCUCUGUAUUUGUCAAGGGCGAUGGGCCAUGAGAUAGAAAUCAAUGCCCCAGCACGUCUGCCUGUCAGAGCUUCUAAGCCCGUGGAGCAUGCAUUUGCGUCGUUCUCAUUUCCGAUUCACUUCUUCGCGGAUUAUGCUGGCAACAAAAGUCAACCCAAUCAGUUUUCACAGGACAUUAUCAAGCUUCUGCACCAGAAGACCGGAGAGUGGCCGUAUAUCAGAGUAGGAGGGACUUCUGCCGAUCGCACCGUGUAUAAUGCUUCCCAAACUCAAGCUAUAAUCCUUUCAUCUGUUUCAGAUAAUGGCAUUCCUCUUGAAGUUACGGUAGGCCCUGUGUUAUUUGAAGGCUUUGAGAAUUUCUAUGAAACGCCUUGGACUUUUCAAGUCAACCUUGCAAACAACAAAAGUGGUGCUUUAGAAAAUGCCGUUGCGGAGGCAGAGGUGGCUCUAAGUCACAUAAAAGGCAACCUAGUUGCUUUUGAGAUCGGCAACGAGCCCGACCUCUACGCGGGAGCCGUAAGGCCGUUGAAUUACACGGUCGCGGACUAUGUUGAAGAGUGGAAUCAUUUUGCUGAUGCUAUCUCUGAAAAAGUGUUGCGUGGAAACUCGUACGGUCUGGACUCUGAGAAGCUAUUCCAGGCUCUGACUUUCGUUUCUACAAUGAACAAUUUCACAACAUACAAUGCCUUUAAAGAUGGAAUUGACUCGCAUGGGCAUGUCAAGACUGUUUCAUUGCAUCAGUACGCUGUGGGCAACCAGCCCUCAGGCUCAUUCAUGAAUCAUACGGCAAUCGUUGCAAACUUGAGCCAAUAUAUCGAGGACAUGAAUAUUAUUCGAGCCAACAAUCCAUCAAUUCAAUUUCUCCUCGGUGAGACUAAUAGCGACUACGUCAACUUGGGCAUGAGUCAAGACGAGGGAGUUUUUGGAAGUUCCCUAUGGCUUGUGGAUUUCCUGCUCUAUGGGAUGAGCCUGAACAUUACACGCUUCAAUAUUAUUCAAGGAACUACAUUCGGGUAUACCGCUUGGGUUCCCAUUGAAUUCAAUAGACAGUCCCCUCAAGUGAGGCCUCCACUUUACGGUCAAUUGCUCGCUGCCGAUGUGAUUGGCAAACAUCCGAAGGUCCAAGUCAAAUCACUGGAUUUAGGUCGGUGGGACUUGUCCGCCUAUGCGAUUUAUGAAGGAGAUAUCUUAUCCAAAUACGUUGUCGUCAACUUGGAUGAGUGGAAUUCCACAACGCCAUACCCCCGACCUGUGCAAAACAUUGCCCUUUCCUUGUCACGGGAUGUGAAGAGGGCUGAGGUCAAACGGCUUACUGGACCAGGGGCAGAAGCGGUGACCUCCAUCUCCUUGGGUGGCCUCAGUUGGAACUAUACCGACGGCAGACUUGGAGAAUUUGGCCAGCCCCAAGUCCAGAUUUUUCAUGAACAUGAUGGGAAUGUGAAGUUCUCCUUGCAGUCAACGGAAGCAGCCAUUAUUGAGCUUCACAGGGCUUGA
Molecule: messenger RNA, 1527 nt
Organism: Penicillium lagena
Lineage: Eukaryota; Fungi; Ascomycota; Eurotiomycetes; Eurotiales; Aspergillaceae
Product: glycosyl hydrolase family 79 C-terminal domain-containing protein
Exons: 7
Coding region: 1-1527 (508 amino acids)
Source: RefSeq, a predicted model, not a curated record